Messenger RNA from Peronospora matthiolae, 1602 nucleotides. The record is from the annotation of a GenBank genome assembly. NCBI's taxonomy places the organism in Eukaryota, Oomycota, Peronosporomycetes, Peronosporales, Peronosporaceae.
AUGCAUUCCGCCAUCCGCCACCGCUCCUCCCACCUCCUCUUCGCCACUCCUUGCCGCGCCGCCUCCUCCUUCCUCAAACGCGACGGCUCCCAGGGCCCCAUCGACAGCGCGCGCGCCUUCCUCGAGUUCAAGCGCGAAGCCGACCCUUACCGCGACGCGGCCGAGCGCGUGCACGACUGGAACGAGAUCAACAGCAGCCGUCGCCCGCACAACGAGCGCAAGAUCCAAGCCGCGCGUUGCAUGGACUGCGGCACGCCUUUCUGCCAGACGAACACGGGCUGCCCCGUCCACAACCUCAUCCCCGAGUGGAACGAGCUCGUGUUCCGCGACGAGUGGCAGGAAGCCAGCGACCGCCUGCACAAGACCAACAACUUCCCCGAGUUCACGGGCCGCGUGUGCCCCGCGCCCUGUGAAGCCGCGUGCGUCGCUGGCCUCGUGGACGAGCCCAUCACGAUCAAGAACACGGAGUACGCGAUCGUCGACCGCGCCUUUGAAGAGGGAUGGAUCGUGCCCCGUCUGCCCCGACGCAACGGACUGCGCGUGGCUAUCGUGGGCUCGGGGCCCGCAGGACUCGCAGCUGCCGAUCAGAUGAACCAGAAGGGGUACCACGUGACGGUGUACGAGCGGGAAGACCGGAUUGGUGGCUUGCUUAUGUAUGGGAUUCCCAACAUGAAGCUCGAGAAGAAGACGGUCGAGCGCCGCGUGCAGUUGCUGCGGGACGAGGGCAUUGACUUUGUCACGAACGCCGACGUUGGAAGCAAGACGCUGUCGGUGCAGCAGCUGCAGACGGAGAACGACGCGGUUGUUUUGGCGUUGGGCUCGACGGUGCCUCGAGACGUGGCAAUUCCGGGUCGGGACCUAAAGGGCGUGUACUUUGCUAUGGAGUUUCUGACGAAGAACCAGAAACGCUUGAUGCUCACGGUGGACGGGAAGCUCCAGAGUGGCUGGGAUCGCGAGUUUGUCACGGCGGAAGGCAAAGACGUGGUUGUGAUUGGUGGAGGAGAUACAGGCACAGACUGCAUUGCCACGUCCAUGCGACAGCGGUGCAAGUCGGUGGUGAACUUGGAGCAUAACCCGGAACCGCCGGCUCAACGGGCGCCGGAGAACCCGUGGCCCGAGUACCCGCGUGUUUAUGGCGUUGAUUAUGGUCACGCGGAGGUACGAUCGGUCUUUGGAGAAGAUCCGCGGAAAUAUGCGCGUGUCACGAAGGCGUUUAAGGGCAAUGAGAAGGGCGAGAUUACGCACGUGGUGGCUGUGCGUGGUCACAAGGACUCGAAGAUGAAUGUGAUCACGGAGAUUCCGGGCACGGAAGAGGAGAUUCCGUGCGACCUUGUGCUGUUUGCCAUGGGGUUCGUCCACCCGGAGCAGAAGAUCGCGGAGGCUCUUGGGUUGGAGGUCGAUCAGCGCCGCAACAUUCGAGCCGCUUAUGGAGACUACCAGACGUCGGUCGAGGGCGUGUUUGCAGCCGGUGACUGUCGGCGCGGCCAAUCUCUAGUUGUGUGGGCGAUCAACGAGGGUCGUGGUGUGGCGGAUGCAGUUGAGAAGUACUUUUUGCAGGAAGGUCUUCACCCUGAAGUGUCCCAGAGCCAGCGCUUUGGAUGA